CCUCCCCUCGCGCGCUGCGCCCCUUCUACCGCUGCCCAGUGCCAGUACAGUAGUAGUCGUGCUAGCAAAAACAAAAGACGCGAGCGAUGCGGUGGUCGGGACAUGUGAGUUGGACUUGGACUUAUACUUGAGUGUCGCUACACGGGAACUUGUAAACUUGUACGUAUUGUCGAGACUUCAACAUCUACUACUACAUCUACUUCUACGUCUACUCUACACCAACUUCCCAAGCACAGACGCUCCGACUGCCGCCCACCAACUGUGAUAGCCCACCCUCGAGUCUGCCGCCCUCCUCGCCAGCCCCGCGCUCCGGUGGAUCUGUUCCUCAGGCACAUGAGAUGGGGUCGCCACAUUACAACCUGCGCUGGAACAACCACCAGAACCACCUACUGACAGCGUUUGACUCCCUGCUCCAGAAUGAGACCCUGGUUGACGUCACCCUCAUCUGUGAGGAGUCCAGCUUCAAGGCACACAAGGUCGUCCUCUCCGCCUGCAGCCCAUAUUUUGAGAGGAUAUUCUCAGAGACUCCAUGCAAACAUCCUGUGAUAGUCCUGAAGGAUCUGCGAGGCUGGGAGGUCCAGGCCAUCGUAGACUUCAUGUACAGAGGAGAGAUCAGCGUGGGACAGGAACAACUCACGUCCCUCAUCAAAGCUGCUGAAUCUUUACAGGUGCGAGGACUAGCACACACAGAAAGGAUUCCAAUGUGCGGACCAGAGAACAAGGAGAGAGACAGGGAGAAAGACAGAGACAGAGACAGAGAUAGAGACACAUCAGGCCAGAGUGGGGGUAGCGGGGGUACAUUCUCUCCUUCGUCCAGAGUCAGCAUGUUUCCGGCGGGUCUCAACGCUUCGUCCCCGCAGUACAAUGGACCUUUGCGGCUGCCGCAGCUGCCUCACAUGCCUCACAUCUCCUUCACUGACAGACACUGCAACUCCCCUCUGCCUCGUAGGAAACAGGCCAGACCAAGAAGAAGGUCAGGGGAGAUAUGUGGGGCCCAAGAUCUUACCAAGGGGCCAAACUCGCCAGACACAGAAGCAGCAGAGAAUUUGUCCAUCAAGAAGAACAACAACAACCUACCUCUCAACAGGGUGGCGUUCAGCCCAUCCCCUUCCAGUGUAAAUAACCCAAUGAAGAUUGAAAGUGAGGACUCGGACGCUGCAGACUCGAGUCAGAACCAGCCGAUGGAGUUGACGACUACACCUUCGGACAGUCGACCUGAACCUCCCACCCCUACCUCAGAGUCCAUCACGAGCCUACCUCCCCCACCACAUGUGAGUCUAACAACACCUAAACAAGAGACCUUUGAGAAUUCCUCUUUUCCUCAUCUGACUUCCAUAUCAGCUUUGUCCCUAACACCACCUCACAUGUUUUCGCUAGAUGCACACUUUGGACUUUUCCCUGGAAUGGAGAGCUGUCGAAAUUCCUUUUUCAAUGACUUCACCGACCAUCGGGGUGAAAACCAUCAAAUGGCAGUUAAAAAGAAGAUGGGAAGACCAAAGGGUCAGCACAGUGCGCCAAGGGGAGGACCUCCUCGCUCAUGGACCAACGCAGAGUUGACGGAAGCUCUGCAGCACGUGUGGAACAAGAAGAUGACAACAUCCCAGGCCUCACGCAUCUUUGGCAUCCCUUACAACAGUCUCCUGAUGUACGUUCGAGGCAAGUACGGCAAGUCCCUCAAGCUCGAACAACUCAAGAAAGAAUGUUUUGGAGACGUCGGUGGCCCUUUGGAUAUCUUAGGGCUGGGCCCUUUAUCUUCGAACAAUAACAACCCACCGCCGAAACAUCACCUCAAAGGACCCGAGCCGGAUUUGAUGCUAGGACCUCCGGGGUUCAACCCGGGAUCUUAUCCGUCACCGAAUUUCUAUCCUGACUUUGGUGCGUCUUUUCCUGUUCCAGUAGGAAUGGUCCAUCUUUUACCACAAUCUGAGAAAAACCGGGACCACUCGGGUCCUGUUGAUUAUGUCAAGGACGAAUACCACAGGAAUCUUCCCAACCCGAUGGACUAUGGGAAGGAAGAGGUGAGGAGUAGCCCGGCCAACAUGGAGUUCUCCAAGGAGGAGAUGAACCUGCAGAACAACUCAGUGGAGGAAGACGAGGGAGAGCAGCAAGGGCAGUCUCAGUCACAGCAGCAGACGCAGAGACACCACGAGGAACAGAACGGUCAGGACUGACAAGCGCUGCUCACGGAUUGUUGAUACGAGGCGUUCUCCAAUCUGAUGGCUAGGUUCUCUCACCUCAACUGAACGAGGCACAGUUCUCGCUAAAGACUCAGUGGACUCUGUUAAAUAAUUACUCGAAUAUAUAACAAAUUAACUACAGCUAGGACAAACAAAGAGAUGUGAGUGGACCGUUGUUUUUGUAUAGUUAAGUGAUAUCUUCUCCGACUUACCAAAUGACAAAUGGGUUUUGCUAAAUGUUUUGUGGACUUCUGGAUCAAAACGGGUGAAACGUAGUCGCAUGACCUCACAUAUUUACAGUUUGUUCAGAGUUUUAUAGGUGUUACUAGACCAGUGAUAUUAUUCUUAUACUUACGAUACGAGUAUACAACAACAUUUACAAUAUGAUAUUUUUAUACAAUAUACAACAUGUCAUGCGACAGCGUUUCACCCGCCAUAUCGUUCCCUACAAUACGAUUGAAACCAAAAUUUCAGCUUCUCCAUUUUCCUCCAGAUACACUUGGGUUCCUUUGAUGACAACGGUCUUUAGUUGGUACUAUUAAUGUUGUGCUUCCUAUGUUAUACAUCUCUCAAUUUUAAUACAUAGUUUUACUAAGAAAAGGAAAGUUUAGUGUUGAGAGAAAUGUUGACUGUGCAUUCUGUCGUUAAUGUUUCCAAAGUCGCAGAAAGAUUUCUCUUUGCAGCAGACUUUCAGUACAUAAUGAGAGUUUAAAUAUAUACUGAUUACAUUAUAUAUUUAUUCUUCCUCAAUAUAUUAAGUAGACAAAUUCAUUUGUUUACUGAAUUUAAUAAGUAAAACUAAUUGGUGUUUUAUUGGAAUUUGACGCUUUGAACUAUAAUUUCAAAAUGUAGCAAUCAUUAAAUUUCUCAUUGUAUAACAAUUUGAGAAGACAACAAUAAGAAAUAUUCUAAAUUUAUAAUAACCUAUGACUAUCUUGUUACGAUUGAUUGAAAGAAACUCACGACUUAAGAGUUGGUUUUUUAAAAUUCCUAGUGAACUCCAUUAUUCAUUCUGAUGGCUACAAGAGAAUAUCAAUUGGAGCUCACCUAAAGUCGUAAUAAAUUCAUAUAUAUCUACUGGUGAUUUCAUUAUCAGCAAAUGAAAUAUGGAAAUGGCCUAAUAAUAAAUUUACAAAGUAAAAGGAGCAAA
Molecule: messenger RNA, 3327 nt
Organism: Macrosteles quadrilineatus (aster leafhopper)
Lineage: Eukaryota; Metazoa; Arthropoda; Insecta; Hemiptera; Cicadellidae
Product: protein jim lovell-like
Exons: 11
Coding region: 339-2171 (610 amino acids)
Biological process (GO): regulation of transcription by RNA polymerase II
Cellular component (GO): nucleus
Molecular function (GO): DNA binding; protein binding
Source: RefSeq, a predicted model, not a curated record